AUGGAUGAAGUAUCGCCAACUACCACCGUCCCACUCCUCGGUCACCGCCAUCAAUGGUGGCGCCAAAUCCCAUCCAACGCUUCUUCCUCCCUCCGCCUCCACAAAACCACCAUAUGGUCAGAACUCGGCGGCUCAGUAGGCGACCUUGGUACCUACAUCCCGAUUGUGUUAGCACUCACUCUCGUUUCCAACCUCGAUCUCGGCACCACUCUCAUCUUCACCGCCUUAUACAACAUCGCCACCGGUCUUCUAUUCGGCAUCCCGAUGCCCGUCCAACCCAUGAAAUCCAUCGCCGCCGUCGCCAUCUCCGAGGCCCCACUUCUAACUCUCUCCCAAAUCGCCGCCGCCGGAAUCGGUACCGCCUCUGUUCUCCUCUUCCUCGGCGCCACAGGUCUCAUGUCGUUCCUUUACCGAUUCAUCCCUCUUCCGGUAGUCCGCGGCGUUCAGCUCUCUCAAGGCCUCUCCUUCGCCUUCACCGCCAUCAAAUACGUUCGGUAUAAUCAGGAUUUCGCUGCCAACAAACAGGGCGACGCCCGAUCAUGGCUCGGCCUCGACGGACUUAUACUAGCACUUUCCGCGAUUAUCUUUCUAAUCAUCACCACCGGCUCAGGCGAAACCUAUGAAAACCCCGAAUCCGUUUCUGGGAAACGUCGUGUCCGCCGAAGGCUACAGAUUCUUUCAUCCAUCCCUGCUGCCCUGAUCGUGUUUCUGAUCGGAAUAAUAUUAUGUUUCGUUAUAGACCCCACAAUUUUCAAGGAUUUACAGUUAGGUCCGUCGAAGUUUCACGUCUUGAAAAUCACCUGGGACGACAUGAAAACCGGAUUUCUCCGGGGAGCGGUGCCUCAAAUCCCACUCUCCGUUUUAAACUCCGUGAUUGCAGUUUGUAAACUGUCGAAUGAUUUGUUCCCGGAGCAUGAAGCAUCGGUGACAGCUGUAUCAGUGAGUGUGGGAGUAAUGAAUCUAGUGGGGUGUUGGUUCGGAGCAAUGCCGGUGUGUCACGGAGCAGGUGGAUUAGCCGGUCAGUACCGGUUCGGUGGCCGGACCGGAGCUUCGGUGGUGCUUUUGGGAGUAGGGAAGUUGGUGCUCGGACUGUUGUUUGGGAACUCGUUUGUAAGGAUUUUGAACCAGUUUCCGGUGGGGAUUUUGGGGGCGUUGCUUUUGUUUGCCGGAGUAGAAUUGGCAAUGGCGUCGAAGGAUAUGAAUACGAAAGAAGAGUCGUUUGUGAUGCUGGUGUGUGCGGCAGUUUCUUUGACGGGAUCGAGUGCUGCGUUGGGAUUUGUGUGCGGGAUUGUGUUGUUUAUGUUGCUGAAAUUGAGGGAGGUUGAUUGUGGUGGUGUUGACGAUGUUGAUGAAUGA
Molecule: messenger RNA, 1356 nt
Organism: Lactuca virosa
Lineage: Eukaryota; Viridiplantae; Streptophyta; Magnoliopsida; Asterales; Asteraceae
Source: the annotation of a GenBank genome assembly